UCUGGCUUCUCAGGGGCGUGGCUGCUGAGAGCAUCUCUGCUAGCCAAGCCGGAGCUGGAGACGCGCUUUGUUCUGGUGGCUGCUGCCUGCACCCUUCGGCGUCUGGGUCGGCCCCUCGCUUCCCAGCUCCCUCCUCCCGUCCAUCCCCUGUAUCUGGGCCUGCAUUCCCUUUCCCAACCGCUUCGUCCUACCUAGAUCCUGUCCUUCCCUCUCCCAAACUACUGGCCAGCGCCCUUGCCUGGUACCCUGCUCUCCAUCCCUCCCUCCUGCAUCUUCUUCCCCCUGACCUCCUCUCGGGUCCCCUUUUCCCCAAGGUCCGGGUCGCUCCGCUCCGCUAGGUCCCGCCCCUCCAGGCCAGGGAUGCCCUCUGCAGCCCCGCACCCAUGGUCCUGACGCUGCUCCUCUCCGCCUACAAGCUGUGCCGAUUCUUCGCCAUGUCAGGCCCACAGUCGGGCGCCGACCGGCUGGUGGUGCCGGGGCCGGACGGGAGCGGCAGCGCGGGGCCAUGGUGGGUCGCGGGCGGCCGCGGGCCGCGCGAGGUGUCGCCUGGGGUGGGCACCGAGGUGCAGGGCGCCCUGGAGCGUGCGCUGCCGGAGCUGCAGCAGGCGCUGACGGCGCUGAAGCUGGCGGGUAGCGCGCGGGCUGUCGGCGUCGGCUUGGCGGAGGUCUUCCAUCUGGUAGAGGAGGCCUGGCUGCUGCCGGCCGUGGGCCGCGAGGUAGCCCAGGGUCUGUGCGACGCCAUCCGCCUGGACGGCGGCCUCGACCUGCUGCUGCGGCUGCUGCAGGCGACGGAGCUGGAGACGCGCGUGCAGGCCGCACGCCUGCUGGAGCAGAUCCUGGUGGCUGAGAAUCGGGACCGCGUGGCGCGCAUCGGGCUGGGCGUCAUCCUGAACCUGGCAAAGGAACGCGAGCCGGUGGAGCUGGCUCGGAGUGUGGCCGGCAUCUUGGAGCACAUGUUCAAGCACUCGGAGGAGACGUGCCAGCGGCUGGUGGCGGCCGGAGGCCUGGAUGCGGUGCUGUACUGGUGCCGCCGCACAGACACGGCGCUACUCCGCCACUGCGCGCUGGCGCUGGGCAACUGCGCCCUGCACGGGGGCCAGGCGGCGCAGCGCCGCAUGGUGGAGAAGCGCGCCGCCGAGUGGCUCUUCCCUCUCGCCUUCUCCAAAGAGGACGAGCUGCUGCGGCUGCACGCCUGCCUCGCGGUGGCGGUGCUGGCUACCAACAAGGAGGUGGAGCGCGAGGUGGAGCGCUCCGGCACGCUGGAGCUCGUGGAGCCGCUCGUGGCCUCCCUGGAUCCCGGCCGCUUCGCCCGCUGCCUGGUGGACGCCAGCGACACCAGCCAGGGCCGCGGGCCCGACGACCUGCAGCGCCUCGUGCCGCUGCUCGACUCCUCGCGUUUGGAGGCCCAGUGCAUCGGGGCGUUCUAUCUGUGCGCGGAAGCUGCCAUCAAGAGUCUGCAGGGCAAGACCAAGGUAUUCAGUGACAUUGGUGCCACCCAGAGCCUGAAACGCCUGGUUUCCUACUCCACCAAUGGCACCACCUCAGCGCUGGCCAAGCGCGCGCUGCGCCUGCUGGGCGAGGAGGUGCCGAGGCCCAUCCUGCCCUGCGUGCCCAGCUGGAAGGAGGCCGAGGUCCAGACGUGGCUGCAGCAGAUCGGCUUCUCCCAGUACUGCGAACGCUUCCGGGAGCAGCAGGUAGAUGGCGACUUGCUUCUGCGGCUCACGGAAGAGGAGCUCCAGACGGACCUGGGCAUGAUAUCCAGCAUCACCCGCAAGAGAUUCUUUAGGGAACUCAGGGAGCUCAAGACCUUUGCCAACUACGCUACGUGCGACCGCAGCAACCUGGCUGACUGGCUGGGCAGCCUGGACCCGCGCUUCCGCCAGUACACGUACGGCCUGGUCAGCUGCGGCCUGGACCGCUCCCUGCUGCACCGCGUGUCCGAGCAGCAGCUGCUAGAGGACUGCGGCAUCCGCCUGGGCGUGCACCGCAUGCGCAUCCUCAUGGCCGCCAGAGAAAUGCUACACUCCCCUCUGCCCUGCACUGCCUGCAAGCCGAGCGGGGACAUUCCGGAUGUCUUCAUCAGCUACCGCCGGAGCUCAGGCUCCCAGCUGGCCAGCCUCCUGAAGGUGCACCUGCAGCUGCAUGGCUUCAAUGUCUUCAUUGAUGUGGAGAAACUGGAAGCCGGCAAGUUUGAGGACAAGCUCAUCCAGAGUGUCAUGGGUGCCCGCAACUUUGUGCUGGUGCUGUCAGCCGGGGCCCUGGACAAGUGCAUGCAGGACCAUGACUGCAAGGACUGGGUGCACAAGGAGAUCGUGACUGCUUUGAGCUGUGGCAAGAACAUUGUGCCCGUCAUCGAUGGCUUCGAGUGGCCAGAACCGCAGGCCCUGCCCGAGGACAUGCAGGCCGUGCUCAGCUUCAACGGCAUCAAGUGGUCCCACGAGUACCAGGAGGCCACCAUUGAGAAGAUCAUCCGCUUCCUGCAGGGCCGCUCCUCCCGGGACUCGUCUGCAGGCUCUGACACCAGUUUGGAGGGUGUUACACCCAUGGGCCCGACUUAACCAGUCCCUAGUCCCCACGUCCUGCUGUGACCCCCAUUUCCAUGGUCUCCCUGGAAGGAGCAGCUCCGCACACCGGCCUCCCUGGGCUGAGACAGCCUGGGCCCUUCUCAGGAAAUGGCUCUCCCUCUCCCAGACCCCCAUGGGCCACCUCUAACCCAGCUUCCUCAGUAUCCAGAAGGGGAAGCGAGGCAUUGGGUAAGGGUUAGACCACCCUUAAGCCCUGCCACCAGGUUCUCUGUCUCAGGUGUGGGAGGGUCACAGAUCAGUUCUGGAGACACUGAAGAGCGAGGGUUCGCUGCACACAACCCCCUCUCCUGCCCUGACAUCAGCCAGCUUGAGUAGGGGACGUCAGGCAGCCUCCGACAGGAAUUAAGGCAAUGCCCAGCCCUCCCAGCCCAGCGGCCUGGGCCUGGGAACCAGCAGGGAUAAAAGUCCACUGGUGGCUCUCCACCUACACUGCGCUGGUCCUCAGGCUCACCACUUCCUGCCGCCCUGUGGCCUUGCCCUGAAAUCACUCAGUGUCCUUAGCUGACCUGGUCUGGUCCCAAGUCCCCUCCUAGCCUCCCUGAGGCACAGCCUCUCUCGCCACAUCCUGGGUCGGGAUUGGGCUGAGCCAGCCCCUCCUCUGGCUGCUUUGCGGCUACGGCUGGGUUUGAAGCACUCACAGGUCAUGGCACUCCCUGCUCGGGCCUGGGCAGGGGCGGCCAUGUCUCAAAGGGCUGCCAGCCACCCUCCCAUGCCUUGGUGCUGUGCCUCAGGCUCUUGCCCCCCCUGGCUCAGCUGGCCUCCCCAGCCCCUCCCAGCAGUAGCCUGGGCAGAGCCUGCAGCUCCUUGGGAGGAGGCAGUGUCCUGAGGAAGGGCAGGCGGUACAUUCAAACCACCUGGGAAUUUUGUUACAAUUCCAUUCAGGCGACCUGGGGUGGGGCCUGGACUUCUGCAUUUUUUGAUUCCCAGCUGAGCCCAUGAUGGUGGUCAAGAAAUGACACUUUAAGUAGCCAGGCUCUGAAAUACAAACCCCUCACCCCCCUUUACCAGCUCCCCGGCACCCCGCUCCAUGGUCUCCGCAAUCAUCAGAGCCAUUUUACGUUACCCGGUGUUAUCUCCGUUUUACAGAGGAGUCAGAUGAUGUGCCAUUUUCUAAGCCAUGAGUGGCAGCCCAGGAUGCAGACCUGGCCUCCUGGUGCUCAGCCCACUGCUGGUGGCACUGCCCUCCGGAGAAUCAUGCUGGAGGCUGAGACCCGGCUGGGCUGCCGCUCCACAGACAGCUGGCUUCUUCCUCGCCCCAAAGAAUCUAGAAGUGGGGAUAGGUUUUUGACCGAGGGGCUCUACGGAAAUAAAUGAGCAGGAAUACCCCUCUGCCCCUUCCUCCAGGAGGGUAGGAAGGCUCCAGCUAACCAGGCCUGCCUCUUCCCUCUUGAGUAGCGUGUUCGCACCUCAAGGCUGGCUCAGCUCCCAGAGUGCCUCCUGCAGGUGCUGGCCAGGUCACUCUUAGCUCUUGAGCCACAUGGUCAGGAAGUCAAAGGUCUCACUCCACCCUCGGUACUUCUCCCACUCCCCUCCCUGCCAAAGACACUGUUUAGCUGGCCCUAGCCCCAACUCUGGCUUUGACUGCACUUCCUCGUUCAUGCCAACAGGGGGCCCACCGCUGCCGGGCCCUGGCUCUGAUGGUGACUAAGGCAGACUAGACAUUGCGCUCACAGAGCAGAGACAGUAACAAUACAGUGUGGCGAAGACCCUC
Myotis daubentonii (Daubenton's bat) is the source of this 4296-nucleotide messenger RNA. It is a transcript of the gene SARM1, whose product is annotated as sterile alpha and TIR motif containing 1. Gene Ontology annotation, cellular component: dendrite. Gene Ontology annotation, molecular function: NAD+ nucleosidase activity; protein binding; signaling adaptor activity. Lineage: Eukaryota; Metazoa; Chordata; Mammalia; Chiroptera; Vespertilionidae. The record is from RefSeq and is a predicted model, not a curated record. Gene Ontology annotation, biological process: signal transduction; negative regulation of MyD88-independent toll-like receptor signaling pathway; response to axon injury.